Siniperca chuatsi (mandarin fish) is the source of this 1286-nucleotide messenger RNA. RefSeq names its product signal-regulatory protein beta-2-like. The record is from RefSeq and is a predicted model, not a curated record. NCBI's taxonomy places the organism in Eukaryota, Metazoa, Chordata, Actinopteri, Centrarchiformes, Sinipercidae. The coding region runs from base 72 to 1124 and encodes 350 amino acids. The transcript has 7 exons. Gene Ontology annotation, biological process: response to bacterium.
UCUUGAUGUGAACUACCAGGACGACAGUAACACAGCAGCAACACUAACAAGUCAGACCUGCUGUGUAGAAGAUGGGGAUACAAGCAAAGAAGAUGAUGGUGUGUCUUCUGAGUAUUUCCCUGCUCUUGUCUGUGUGUGAAGUACUGUUAAGUGACAUCUCUCAGGCUGCUCCUUUCCAAGCAGUGGAGCUAGGACACACAGUUACUAUUACAUGUCACAUUCAUAGCGCUGUAAGAACUAGGGUAUGGUACAAACUAAACACUGGCAGGAGACUACAACUGGUGGCCUCUACAGAUACUUUAUAUAAUCUGACAACAUUUAAAGAUCAAUCUCACCAUUAUUCAGUAAUAUCUGACAGCAUCAGCAGUCAUCUGACCAUAUCUGCAACAAUGUGGGAAGACACUGGCACAUACUACUGUGGAGUGAUGAACUUAGACAACAUUCAGUUUGGACAAGGAACCUUUUUGAUGAUAAAAGGUGCAAAGAUGAUCAGUGACUCUGUCGCCCAGCAGCCAGAGUCUCAGUCAGUCCAGCCAGGAGACUCCGUGACUCUCAGCUGUUCUGUUCACACUGGCCACUGUGCAGCAGAACACACUGGUGUCUUUUGGCUGAAGAACUCGGAUCAUUCUGCUCCAGAAAUGAUUUACUCCUCUGGAAGUAAGAACGGCAUCUGCCAGAGGACUGAGAGCGGAGAACCUACCUGUGUGUACAACCUUCUCAUGAGGAACCUCAGCUCUGAUGAUGCUGGAAACUACUGCUGUGUUGUGACUUCAUGUGGACAGAUACUGUUUGGAAAUGGGACCAGGAUUAAUAUUCACAGAGACAUUGCCUUCACCAAAUCAGUUGAUCUGAGUCCAACUGUCAUCGCGCUGAUGCUGUCAAACACCGUUCUUGGGAUGGUGACACUUCUACUUGUAUGGACGCUUUGCAAAAAACACCAGAAAAAUCCCACACCAGCAUCCAGAUCCAGCGAUGGAUCUUUUGAAGGCAGUCAGACUGGCGAUGCAGUUGUCUAUGCAGCAGUGUGUUCAGCUCCCAGAGGCUCCUCCUGCAGACCAGCUCCGCUGAAAAACAGUCAAGACACUGUAGUUUAUUCUGAUGUCAGGUUCUGUCAACAGGACUGACAGACUUGUAAAUAAAGAUUCCAGGGUGGCAGCAAUCACUUUGCUAUUAUUGUUAUUUGCUUCCAGCUUUCCAACUGAAACAAUAUGAUGGCUUCUGGCAAUGUGGUCUGAUAUUAUGUUUUCAAAAGUGACUUGUUCAAUAAAAUAGAGGUUAGAAAGAGA